UGCACAAGAUUUAACCAUUCAACAUUCACUCACUUGGUCACAAGGUUGCUGUUCAUGUUAAUUUUACGACGAUUUAAUUUAAAGUUCUGACAUUUUACCGCGGCAGAGAUAAUUUGUAUUGUCUUUAUAAAGUGCUUUUAAAAAGAGCCAAAGAACACGUGACGCCAGGACAGCUGUCCCUUUUCACUGUGCCAGAUGAUGUAAUCACUAAAUUAUAAUGACACACACUGUCAACUAAUGGGCAUGAUAUGAUAGAAACAGGAACUUAUGCACUGUCCAGUGUUCACACAACUAGGAUCUACGGUAGAGCUAACUUUGCACAGUAGGAGAAGCAGCUAAACAUCUAAAGUGGGACGUGCAUUUUUACUAUAUAGAGACUGACUUAUAACACUAAGAUGACCACCCCAAACGCAUUUGUCAACCCAGCAUAUGAAAAAUCUUCUGAAGACGACAAUUUUCCAGAUAAACCUGCAGAUAUAAUUCAAAAGCCGGAAAUUCAGCUAGAUAUCGAGGAAGCAAAAAGUUCAGAGCCAAAAAGUAUCCUCAAGAUAUUAGCACUAACAGGCUCCACAUUGGCAUUCAUCCUAACUGGAGGCAUCUUCUACAAUAGUGGUGUCCUCUAUGUGACAUUUUUGGAACAUUUCGGAGCUGACAGAGGAGUUACCGCUUGGGCUGGAUCUGUUCAGUUGGCAAUGGUGUUCGGAGCAGGACCUGGUGCCGCAGCAUUGGCCAAUCGCUUCAGUUGCUAUGUGGCGGUCAUUUCAGGUGGACUGCUUGCUACUCUCGGGCUCAUCAUCAGCUCAUUUGCUACCGAUAUAUAUUUCCUCAUUAGCAGCUACGGGUUCAUGACAGGUAUUGGUCUGGGACUGGUUUAUGCCCCAGCUGUUAUGCUGAUGGGCAAAGUAUUCACUACAAGAAAGGGACUAGCAAUAGGAAUUGUGGUCUCGGGUAUGAGUAGCGGCUGGUUGUCCUAUCCCUUCAUCAUGAGAAUUCUCUUAGAUAAUUACGGUUGGCAAAUAUGCUUACGUGUUCUGGCAGCCAUGACUUUUGUUAUCUGCAUCUGUGGUGUGUGCAUGAUACCGGCCGAAAGAAAAACACCCCCCAAUACGAAACGCGGUCUGAACGUAAAAAUUAUUCGAAAUCCCAGCUUCCUCCUCUUAUGUGUUGCCAUGAUGGCAUACUUAUUUGGACUCUCAGUUGUGUCUGUCCAUGUCCCAGCUUUGGGAGAAACGUUAGGGUUUUCAGUUCAACAGGGAUCGAUGUUAGCCACAAUUAUGGGAGCAACGUCUCUUUUGGGACGCAUCUUUUUCGGCGCCAUUGCAGACGUGAAGAAGUGUAACAUUUUGGUGGCGAAUGCAAUAGCAGCUACGUGUACAGGGAUUCCUAUAAUGCUGUAUAUAACGUCUAAUUCUUAUGCAAUGUUGGCAUCUUUUGUUGGGACCUAUGGGUUUUUCAGUGCAUCUUUUCCGACGUACGUGCCUCUCUUGGUAUUAGAGUUUGUUGGCAUUGACAAGAUGGUGUCUGGAAAAGGAAUUGCCAUGUUUUUUGGAAUGUUUGGAGUUCUCUUGGGGGGACCAACAGCAGGGUGGCUUUUUGACGCAACGCAAAGCUAUGGUCCGUCUUUCUACUUUGGUGGGUCCAUGACCCUUCUGGGGGCUGUCUUUUCAGUAGUUCUUUGGAUUGUUCGAGCUUGUUGCACAAAUACUAAUACGGACGCAGAAAAACAAGAAGAGGGUCACAGAGAUGAAAUAAACUGAAUAAAAAUUUGAUGCAAAACACAAUAAAGACAAAAGUGGACGUGAAAAAUGUUUUCAAAGGCUGAGCUUAGUUUACAUUUCGCAUAGCAAAAUUCACACAUCUAAAAAGAAUGAACAUUUGCAUGUGUUUAGAUGAGCUAAAAACAACAAGAAUACAGAAACAAUGGGUAGACAAGAAAUGUGCUGACAUUGAACAAAACAAAAUGGAAGUAUCACAAUUUCUGGGAAGAUUGUUUAAUUAUUCAGUGCUGCAUGUCCGUCUACUAAAGAAUGAGAAUAUAUGGAGACAUGAAGUUCAAAAUGAUUCCGUGCUAGAUAAGAACUUAUAUAUUUACGCGUUUAAAAUUAUAAUAAUGAAAAAAUGAUAAUAUUAUUUCUUGAACAAGUUUUUAAUAGUAAUAGUUAGAAUAAGUUUUCUUUGUCAUUGCAUUGCCUUAAUGAGAAUAAAUGUUUUUUUUAACUCGUA
Molecule: messenger RNA, 2223 nt
Organism: Lingula anatina
Lineage: Eukaryota; Metazoa; Brachiopoda; Lingulata; Lingulida; Lingulidae
Product: monocarboxylate transporter 12
Biological process (GO): transmembrane transport
Molecular function (GO): monocarboxylic acid transmembrane transporter activity
Source: RefSeq, a predicted model, not a curated record